Molecule: messenger RNA, 1947 nt
Organism: Corapipo altera (White-ruffed manakin)
Lineage: Eukaryota; Metazoa; Chordata; Aves; Passeriformes; Pipridae
Gene: PIGH
Product: phosphatidylinositol glycan anchor biosynthesis class H
Exons: 4
Coding region: 118-693 (191 amino acids)
Biological process (GO): GPI anchor biosynthetic process
Cellular component (GO): glycosylphosphatidylinositol-N-acetylglucosaminyltransferase (GPI-GnT) complex
Source: RefSeq, a predicted model, not a curated record
GGCUUCCCUCGGCUCAGGCUCCUCCCGCACGGCCGCGGUAACGCCGCGGGGCCAGGCCCGGCGGGAUCGGCCCCGCCCGCCGCUCUGGGGCCACGGCGGCGGCUCCGCCUUCCCGCCAUGGCGGAGGAGCGGCGGUUCCGCUCGGCCUGUGGGGCGCCCAUCGCACUGCGGCGCCGCCAGCACAGCGCGUCCUGCCGGGAGCUGGCCGUGCGCGGGCCCCGCCUGCAGCUCCGCUCGCUCAGCGCCGCCACCUCCGCCGUCUGGCUGGCGGCCUACGGGCUCUUCGCGCUAAGCGAGAAUAGUGUGGUGCUUUCUGCCGCAAUCUUCAUCUCACUGAUUGGCCUGAUCAUAUACCUGCACUUCAUCAAAAUUGACCAGGAAUCCCUGUUGGUCAUUGGCUCACUCGGUAUUCAGGUGACUUCAUCCUACGCUUCAGGAAAAGAGAGCACAACCUUCAUUGAGAUGGGUCAGGUGAAGGAUGUGGUUAUCAACGAAGCCAUCCAUAUGCAAAAAGUUAUCUACUACCUGUGUAUCCUCCUCCAGGACCCUGAAGAUCCUCAGGGAGUAUCUGAGGUCGUGCCACUCUUUCAGAGCUCCAAGCCGCGUCUGGACUGCUUGAUAGAAGUGUAUAAAAGUUGUCAAGAAAUCCUGGAGCAGAGGAAGACAGCUCCACAGUCAAGUGGAAUAAAAUAGCUGAAAAAAAAACCAAACAAGGCAGCAGACUUCCAGCAGAACUCAGAGGGACCCAUGGAAAAGCAAGCAAAACCACCCCAUGGCUUUCAUUUAUUAGAUGAGUAGAAAGUGGUGCAGUGAUGUUAGGGCUAAAGGCCUGCACUGCUUCAUAGAAUUGUUAGAGAAAAUGUCAGCUCAAGCACAGAAGUGAACCUUGAAAUCCUCUGCUUUGAAGACAGGUGAGCAGAACUUUUUAGGCUUAGACAGAAAAGACUUACAGAGAAAUAGGGCAGAGGGAGACAAAAAAAUGCAUUGAUUGUUUACUUUUUUGUACAUCUGAAAAUUAUGCUAAAAUCAUAAUGUAACUUUGGCUGGACUGCCAAAAAUAUGCAUUCUUUGGUUCCUAUUUAACCCUUUGUUUGAAAAAACCACUCUAAAUACCAAAGCUGUUGUGUAGACUGAGAUGGAAAAUUCCUGAUCACAGGAGAAUUUCAUAAGGACAAUUACAGAAAAUGAAAACAUACUGUUGGAUUCAGUUACGUUUAAUGAAAUAAACAUAAAAGAGCAGACUUACCUCUUCAGGGAUCUGCUUGAAAGAGUCCCAUGGGAUGGGGCCCUAGAGGCAAGAGGGGUCCAAGAAAGCUGACUGAUAAUUAAGGAUCAUUUCUUCUAAGCUCAAGAACAAUCCAUCCCAAUGAGCAGGAAGUCGAGCAGAAAUGCCAGGAAGCCUGCAUGGAUGAGCAAGUUGCUCCUGGCAAAACUUGAACACAAAAAGGAAGUAUACAGAAUGUGGAAUUAGGGACAGGUAACUUAGGAGGAAUACAGCAACACUGUUCAAGAUGUGGUUAAGACUGUCUGGGGAUGAAUCUGUUGAGGGAUGUCAAAAGCAGCAAGGAUGGCUUCAGUAAGUACUUAAGUAUCAAAAGGAGUACAGGGAAAAUGUGAACCCAUUGCUGAAUGGGACAGGGACCCGGUGACACAGAACAUGGAAAAGAUGUGGCAUUAAAAGGGCCACAUCAAUUACUCCAAGAAUAUGAGGCAGCUUGGAGGCAGAUGUAGAAAAUCAUGGUAACGACAAUGUGAAUAAAGCUUUAUUGAUCUGUGCUCUUGGGAGUAACUUAAAGUUGGGAAAUUCUUCUUUGUUGAUAAGCUAAAAGUCACUGUAACCCUUAACUGGUAUUUUUCUCUUUUUUUUUUUUUCCCCAUGACUCCUUAGAAAUAUAACUGAUCUAAACCCACAAGUUGGCAGGAGCCUGGGGUCAUGCUUCAUUUGCA